This is a messenger RNA of Arthroderma uncinatum, 501 nucleotides long. RefSeq names its product adrenodoxin. The coding region runs from base 1 to 501 and encodes 166 amino acids. Gene Ontology annotation, cellular component: mitochondrion. The record is from RefSeq and is a predicted model, not a curated record. Lineage: Eukaryota; Fungi; Ascomycota; Eurotiomycetes; Onygenales; Arthrodermataceae. Gene Ontology annotation, molecular function: 2 iron, 2 sulfur cluster binding. The transcript has 3 exons. Gene Ontology annotation, biological process: P450-containing electron transport chain; positive regulation of oxidoreductase activity.
AUGCCAGAGGGCUCGCAUCGACCUUUCCGACCAGUCCCGCGGGCAUCGAGAGCUCAUCCUUCACACGGCGCCUCGAUACCUAGACGGGCGUUCUCUUCGUCCUCGAAAUUACUGCAUGGACAUAUUACGCCGCCGAAGCCGGGUGAAGAGAUCAACGUCACUUUUAUUGAUAAAGACGGAGACCGACAUGACUUUCAAGUCGCCGAGGGGGAUAAUCUGCUUGAUAUAGCGCAGGCAAACGAUCUUGAAAUGGAAGGUGCUUGCGGAGGUUCAUGCGCCUGCUCUACCUGCCAUGUAAUCGUGGAAAACCCGGACAUGUACGAUAAGAUGCCGGAGCCUGAUGACGAUGAGAACGAUAUGUUGGAUCUGGCCUUUGGCUUGACUGAAACAUCGCGAUUGGGAUGCCAGGUCAAGAUGACCAAAGAACUAGACGGCCUCGUUAUCACCCUGCCCAGCAUGACUCGAAACCUGCAAGCCAGCGAUUUUGCGGAGAAGAAAUAA